GAGUGAGUGUGUGUUGGUUGUGUGUGUGCAUAUUCAUCUCUAUACAUCUGAGAAAGAAAAUAAAGUGAAAAAAAAAAGUGGGAAAGAAGUAAUGUUAGAUGCGUGACAUGUGCUUCGAAAAGAUCUAUCCAAUAAUCUGCAGGCUGUGAUGAGCUGGAUGAGCUCGAGCUAUGACUGUGAUCUACCAAACGAAGAUGUGCGAGACAGAGGCUGUGGAUCAGGUGGACAGGCUACCAUCCAGAGACAGGGUCACAAAAUGGGAUAUCGCUGGCUUCAUUAUCUCAAUCAUAAGCCACCUCGUCGAUCUGAUCUUCGACUGCAAUUUGGCCUACAGAUAUUACACUGACAAUCAGAUUCAGUACUUCUAUAUCACGCUCGUCUUCAUCCUUGUACCUGCCAUGGUCAACACCUGCUUCAGCAUAAGAAUGUACGUUUUGGACCGUGAGAAGCACAGGAAUCCGUCUCUGCCGAACCGUCUGACGAAGCGCGGCUUCUUCUGCAUCUUCAUCCUCCUUCUGCAGUUGGCGCCCGUCCUGCGUUACGUGGAUGCCCUGAAUUACGCGCUGAAAUCGAAGAAGGCCGAGAAGGAGAGGGACGUGGAGAACCAACGGAAAUACUACAAGCUGAUGGUGCAGGAGGAUUCGGACGUGGCGCUGCUGCGCGUGUUGGAGUGUUUCCUAGAGGCGGCCCCUCAGCAGAUCCUGCAGCUCUCGAUCAUCUUCCACACGCACGGCCAAGGCAUCACCAACACCUUGACCUUCAUGCACCAGCUGCUGUCCAUAGGGAGCAGCUUCGCUAGCAUGGCCUGGUCCAUGGCGUCCUACCAAAGAUUGCUCAGGGUGUCGUUGAACAACAAGAACAACAUCACUUGGGCCGGAACAAUCAUGCAGUUCAUGUGGCACUUCCUAGUUACAGUGUCUCGCAUCAUGUGCAUCAGCGUCGUCGCUUCCAUUUACCCGGAGUACACGGUCAUCGCUCUGGUCGUCCACUGGGCCUUCAUGGUCAUCUGGCUCCUCAUCUCCACCCAUCAGCUCUCCUUCUGCAACAACAACCACAUCUACGAGCUCCUCUUCUACAUGAUCUUCGGCACCGUCUUCAUCUUCACGCACGUCAGUCUGAACGACGGCCGAACCCUCUGGAAGUACGUCUUCUUCUAUAUGACGCUGUGCGUCGAGAACGUCGUCUGCACGAUCAUCUGGAUGCUGAAAGCGGACGCCGUCCUCAAGAGCACCCUCUACUACGAGCCCAUCCUCUACAUAAACUUCAUCUCCUUCUUCAUCGGCAUCCUCUUCAUGAUCGUCUACUACAAGAUCUUCCAUCCGAGCACCGGUUACCUAAGCAGGCUGCGACCGAACGCCGUCAACAGCUAACAAAAUCGAAUCGUGACGCUCGCGUCACAACAACAACAAAAAAACAAAAGAACGGAACAAAACCAAAACCUACUUAGCUCUAUUAUAAUUUAUAUAUAUAUAUCCACACACACAUAUAAAUGUGAAAAAAUCGUGUGAACCUAGCUAAAUUAAUUAUUUAUUUUUAGGCGCUCUCUCUCUCGAAUCUGCAAAUCCCUGCAGAAGAUCCUUAGCUAAUCAUGUAUACUUAUAAUACUUCUUUUAGUCGAAGGUUCCUUUUGAUAAACGUAUUAUCGAACAAUGCAAUUCGUAAUUAGUCUCUUCCAGAACGUGUCAAUUAUCUUAGUAAUCUGGGUAAAAGCAAAAAAAAAACACGAA
Molecule: messenger RNA, 1727 nt
Organism: Nicrophorus vespilloides
Lineage: Eukaryota; Metazoa; Arthropoda; Insecta; Coleoptera; Silphidae
Product: XK-related protein 7
Exons: 4
Coding region: 171-1370 (399 amino acids)
Biological process (GO): engulfment of apoptotic cell; apoptotic process involved in development; phosphatidylserine exposure on apoptotic cell surface
Cellular component (GO): plasma membrane
Source: RefSeq, a predicted model, not a curated record